UUCACUCGAGUCUGUAUUAUCACAUUCCGUAUCACAAAUUAAGGAUAUAGUUCGACGACGUUUAACAACAUUGAUGCUUCUUUGCGCGAACACAAAUCGCCCAUGGUUUCCGACUCUUGUUCUUCUCCAGAAAUGCAAGACCCUAAACGCCGUCAACCAAAUCCAUGCACGGAUGAUAACAACUGGCUCCAUAAACAACUGUUCUCUCUCCGCCAAAAUCGUCCUCGCCUUCGUCUCUUCCCCUCACCCGCCUCUCGCGGAAUUCGCCCGCUACGUCUUCUUUUCCCGGCACGCUUUUGGAAACGAAGACGACCCGUUUCUCUGGAACGCCGUUAUCAAGUCCUACUCUCAUGGGUGUGACCCAAAACAAGCUUUUGUUAUGUUUUGUAUGAUGCUUGAGAAUGGAGUUCGUGUUGAUAAGUUCUCGUUCUCUUUGAUUUUGAAAGCUUGCGGUCGGCUGGGUUUGGUGAAGGAGGGAUUGCAGAUUCAUGGGUUAUUGAAGAAGAUGGAAAUUGGGUCGGAUUUAUAUUUGCAGAAUGGUUUGGUUUCUUGGUAUUUACGUUGUGGGUGUGUUGAGUUUGCACGCCAAGUGUUCGAUGGUAUGCAGAAACGAGACUCGGUUUCGUAUAACUCGAUGAUUGAUGGGUAUGUUAAGUGUGGGAUGAUUGAUUUGGCACGAGAACUGUUUGAUUGUAUGCCAUUGGAGGAGAAGAAUUUGGUUACUUGGAAUUCGAUGAUUAGCGGGUAUGCGCAAAGCGAUCUUGAGUUUGCGUGGGAAUUGUUCGAGACAAUGCCGGAAAGAGACUCGGUUUCCUGGAAUACGAUGAUUAAUGGGUAUGUAAAACGUGGGAAAAUUGAAGAUGCACGUAGUUUGUUUAAUAGGAUGCCUAAGAGGGAUAUAGUCAGCUGGGCUAAUUUGAUUGAUGGCUAUUCAAAGUUAGGGAGGAUUCAUGUUGCUAGAAGUUUGUUCAAUGAGAUGCCGGAUAGAGACGUUGUUGCUUGUAAUGCCAUGAUGGCUGGCUAUGUUGGUAAUGGUUAUUUCAUGGAAGGGUUAGAAAUUUUUCGGCAUAUGCAAAAUGGAGAUGUGUCACCUGAUGUUACCACAUUGUUGAUUGCUCUUUCUGCAGUAGCUCAAUUAGGACACAUCGAAAAAGGUGUUGCUCUGCAUUUCUAUAUACAGGAAAAUGGGGUUCCUUUGGGUAGGAAACUUGGUGUUGCCCUUAUCGACAUGUACGCUAAAUGUGGGAGCAUAGACAAGGCUAUAGCGGUAUUUGAAGGCAUGGAAGAAAGAAGCGUCGAUCACUGGAACGCUAUGAUUGGUGGCUAUGCAAUCCACGGCUUGGGGGAAUUGGCUUUUUGUUUGCUUAUGGAAAUGGAGAGGCUUUCUGUGAAACCCGAUGAUAUCACAUUCAUCGGAGUGCUUAAUGCUUGUGGCCAUGCAGGUUUGGUCAAGGAAGGCCUCAUGUGUUUUGAGCUCAUGCGAAGAGUUCACAAGGUAGAGCCCAAACUGCAACAUUAUGGAUGCAUUGUUGAUAUGCUUGGCAGGGCGGGGCAUGUUGAAGAAGCCAGAAGGUUCAUUGAGGAAAUGCCUAUUGAACCAAAUGAUGUUGUUUGGAGGACUUUGCUCAGCGCGUGCAAGAGUCAUAAAAAGUUUGAUAUUGGAGAGCCAAUAGCGAAGAAUUUGAUUCAGAAGGAUUCUUGUAAUCCAAGUUUCUAUGUGCUUCUGUCCAAUAUGUAUGCUGGCCUCGGUAUGUGGGGUGAUGUUUUUAAAGUUAGGAUGAUGAUGAGAGAAAGAAACGUAACGAAACUUCCUGGUUGCAGUAGAAUUGAACUAGAGGGAGUUGUUCACGAGUUUAUGGUGCAAGAUAAGUCCCACCCUCAAAUUACAGAGAUUUAUUCCAUGUUGAAUGGAUUAUCGACGUACAACUCUGAGUCUGAGGUCAUUAAGGUUUGAUCAGGAAGUUGCCUUACAUUUUGUAAGUAAAAAUCUGAUGUAUAUUUCAUUUAUUCGUUUAUUUAUAGCAGGGACAUACUAUCAAGAUUUAGUUCCCCAUAGCUAUUUCAGUAAGAGUGGCAAUUUAAAUCAUGAUAUGACAACACAACUUAAA
Molecule: messenger RNA, 2108 nt
Organism: Morus notabilis
Lineage: Eukaryota; Viridiplantae; Streptophyta; Magnoliopsida; Rosales; Moraceae
Product: pentatricopeptide repeat-containing protein At2g45350, chloroplastic
Exons: 1
Coding region: 74-1954 (626 amino acids)
Biological process (GO): RNA modification
Molecular function (GO): protein binding; RNA binding
Source: RefSeq, a predicted model, not a curated record